UUUAACGCGGCGCAGUCGCUCCGGAUGCUGCUGGGCUCCUGCAGAAGAAGACGGCGACGGGGAGACAAGAGGAGGAAAAUGACAGGGCGCGCAAAAAGAAAACCAAAAUCCAUUCAGGAGUCGGACACUGGCAAUGGGAAGUUGAAGAAAGCCAGAAAUGAUGAAUCAAAUGCCUUCCCGUUGUCCGGAGUGGAUUCAGAGCAGCGAGAUGAGUUGGCGAAGCUGUACGGUUUUCAAAUGCCAGAAGAUCUGUUUCACUUCUGGGACUUCUGCAUGGAGCUUUGUCCAGACAACCCCCGUGAUGCACUAAAAGACACACUGGGUUUGCGGCUGGUUGGUCCUUUUGACAUUCUGGCAGGAGCACAUAGAGACUCCAAGAACAAACAGCCUAACUUCCACCUGCACUGGAGGUAUUUUUAUGACCCACCAGAGUUUCAGACGGUACUUCGGGGGAGUGAGGACAGCCAGCAUCACCUGGGAUACUACAGAGAUACUCCAGACUCCCUCCCUUCAUUCGUUGGGGAAAAUGAAGCCAAGAAGGGCUGCGCUAUAACACAGAUGGGGGACAAUGUGUUUGCUGCUGUCCACUUGUAUCUGAUGAGAAAGAGGAAGGAGAGGGGCAGUAAAAAAGUCGGGGAGCAGGCUUUGGAAAGCCUGGAGGCAAAACUGAGAGACAAAGCAGAGACUCUGGGCUUAUCUCUAGAGCAGAAGACCAAAGACAUGAAGUUGAGGGACAAGAAGGUGGUCACCAAGACGUUCCAUGGUGCUGGCAUCGUUGUGCCUGUAGACAAGAACGAUGUCGGCUACAGAGAACUACCAGAAACAGAUGCCGGACUCAAAAAGAUCUGCAAAGCCAUUGCUGAAGCACGUAGUGACGACGAACGCGUCAAAGCCUUCGGACCAAUCCAGGAGAUGAUCACCUUUGUUCAGUUUGCUAAUGAUGAGUGUGACUAUGGCAUGGGUUAUGAACUAGGAAUAGACCUCUUCUGUUACGGAUCCCACUACUUUCACAAGGUUGUGAAGCAACUCCUGCCCAUGGCCUACAGCUUGCUGAAAAGGAACUUGUUUGGGGAAAUCUUGGAAGCCCACCUUUCCAGCCGCAGCCAUGACAACAUAGACCAACUCUCUGCACAUUAAAAGAAAAGAAGAAGAAAAAGACUCGGUUCAGUUCUCUUAUAAGCUUUCCCACCACAUGUCAUUGUCUCCUGUUUGUCAUUGUUGAUGUUUGUUGGUGGUUUUGGUGCUGCUGUCACUGAUUGAAACCCGUUCAGUGGUAUCUUGUUUGUAAAAGGUAGAUGUCAAAUAAAACAUUUUUAUAUUUUUA
This is a messenger RNA of Mugil cephalus (flathead mullet), 1324 nucleotides long. RefSeq names its product histone PARylation factor 1. Gene Ontology annotation, biological process: regulation of protein ADP-ribosylation; DNA damage response. Gene Ontology annotation, molecular function: poly-ADP-D-ribose binding; histone binding. Gene Ontology annotation, cellular component: nucleus. The coding region runs from base 25 to 1137 and encodes 370 amino acids. NCBI's taxonomy places the organism in Eukaryota, Metazoa, Chordata, Actinopteri, Mugiliformes, Mugilidae. The record is from RefSeq and is a predicted model, not a curated record. The transcript is spliced from 8 exons.